Messenger RNA from Nicrophorus vespilloides, 1039 nucleotides. RefSeq names its product sodium/hydrogen exchanger 2-like. The transcript has 4 exons. Gene Ontology annotation, molecular function: sodium:proton antiporter activity. The record is from RefSeq and is a predicted model, not a curated record. Gene Ontology annotation, cellular component: membrane. The annotation marks the transcript as partial. NCBI's taxonomy places the organism in Eukaryota, Metazoa, Arthropoda, Insecta, Coleoptera, Silphidae. Gene Ontology annotation, biological process: proton transmembrane transport; sodium ion transport; regulation of pH.
CAAAUUUGAUUGAUCUGCUGCAAAAUUUCCCUGGAUGCUGUGUCGUGAUAAGUAGUUUUAGUGCCCAUCACACUCCUCUACCUGCAAAACCACGAAUCAUGUUUCCAUAUGGCUCCGAAACUGAACGUAAUCUUCCCAGAAUCGUGCCUUCUGGUCGUGGUCGGAGUGGUGAUCGGAGUGAUCUUGGUGCACGUGACCGACGGCGUUCAUGUGUCUCCGAUGACACCGGACACCUUCUUCAUAUACAUGCUUCCGCCCAUCAUCCUCGACGCCGGCUAUUUCAUGCCGAAUCGUCUCUUCUUCGAUCACCUUGGAACGAUCCUCAUAUUCGCCGUCAUCGGGACUAUUUUUAACACACUCACCAUAGGUGCUUCCUUGUGGGCGGUUGGUACGACGGGCCUCUUCGGCUGCGAAACCCCAUUAAUGGAAAUGUUCCUGUUCAGCUCGCUGAUUUCGGCGGUCGAUCCGGUCGCCGUUCUCGCCGUCUUCGAGGAGAUCCAGGUGAACGAGAUCCUGUACAUCGUCGUGUUCGGCGAGUCCCUGCUGAACGACGCCGUCACCGUCGUCCUCUAUCACAUGUUCGAGAGUUACACGGAGAUGGGCCUGGACAACAUCAUCUACACCGACAUCCUCGCAGGUUUCGCGAACUUCUUCGUCGUCGCCAUCGGUGGUAUCGUGAUCGGAGUGAUCUGGGGCUUCGCCACCGGUUUCGUGACUCGUUUCACGAACGAGGUUCGCGUCAUCGAGCCGAUCUUCAUCUUCGUCAUGGCCUACCUCGCAUACCUGAACGCCGAGAUCUUCCACAUGUCCGGCAUAUUAGCCAUCACCUUCUGCGGCAUAACGAUGAAGAACUACGUGGAAGGCAACAUCUCGCACAAGUCGCACACGACCAUCAAGUACGCAAUGAAGAUGUUGAGCAGCUCUUCGGAGACCAUCAUCUUCAUGUUCCUCGGCGUCGCCACCGUCAAUAAAAACCACGACUGGAACACGUGGUUCGUCAUCCUCACAAUUCUGUUUUGCUCAGUCUUCAGAAUACUAG